This is a messenger RNA of Salpingoeca rosetta, 2162 nucleotides long. RefSeq lists its product as uncharacterized. The record is from RefSeq and is a predicted model, not a curated record. Bases 85 to 1746 code for a protein of 553 amino acids. Gene Ontology annotation, cellular component: endomembrane system. NCBI's taxonomy places the organism in Eukaryota, Choanoflagellata, Craspedida, Salpingoecidae. The transcript is spliced from 12 exons. Gene Ontology annotation, biological process: regulation of cyclin-dependent protein serine/threonine kinase activity; regulation of mitotic cell cycle.
CGCAACACAACAACACAAAGGCGAAGGCGAAGGCGAGAGCACCAAGCACCAUCAAGCAAGCACAGAGCGCAGCCCACGAGCACGAUGGCGGACGAGGCAGUGCAGAACUUGCCCAUCGACAUCCAGUUCAGCAAGCUGAGAGACUGGUUGAUUGAUCGGCAAUGGGUGAAGAAGGAUUACUUCAAGGCAGCAGGAGCCAUCCGAAGGCAGAUCAACAGCAACUGGAACGCGCUGCCUGAGGAGGUGCGACAGGGCUUCGAAGCACCAGAGCAGCUCACUUACUACGACUGCCAAACCGUCAUUGACCGACUCAAGGAGACGGAACAUGGGGCCAAGAACAUGCUGGGCCAGUACACAUCGCCAAUCAUGAAGACGUGGGCGUCCAUCCUGGCAGACUUUGAGCAGGAUUACGUGUUCCUCGGCGACUCUGCCGCUAUUCUGGCGCACGAUGUCAACUUUGAGAUCCCCGCUGCACGCAAGGCCAAAGACCGCGCAUUCAAGAGGCUACAGGAUCUGAACACAAAGGAGACAGAGUUCAAGAACGCGUCAGAGACAAACAGGAAGCGCUUCGUGGCAGCAUGCAAGGACCUGGGAUUCGAGGCUGUUGAUGCCAUUGGUCUGGAAGGGAAGAUCCAGGGUGUGCAGCACAAGCUUGAGCCUGUCUUUGAUGCAAUUGUGGCCGAGAUCAAAGCAGACGCAUUCCAAUCCGCAACCGACUUUUACAACAAGUUCAUGGCGUUCACUCUCGGGGAGGAGCCAUCCGAUAUGCUGCCGCUGCUGACAUACAUCGCUGAGCACGGCAACACGGCCGUUCACACUUUCAAGACGGGGGAGGCUGUUGAGGUCGACAACGGAUAUGCGCACACGGCUGUCGAUGUGGUUGGCGCAUCCUCCAGCGAGCCUGUCAUUGACUUUGGCGACGAGCCAGAGCCGACCAUCGACUUUGGUGACAGCGGGCCUGACCCCGUCAUUGACUUUGGCGACACGCCAAUCCCCACCAUCGACUUUGGGGACACACCGGCACCCACCAUCGACUUUGGUGAUGGUGAUGGUGAUGGUGAUGGUGCGCCCACGAUCGACUUUGGUGAGGAUGAGCAGCCCACGAUUGACUUUGGUGAGCAGGGUGCAGAGCCCGUGAUCGACUUUGGUGAUGACGCAGGCAUUGGCAUUGUUGUCGAAGGCAGUGGGGCUGGCGACGGCGACGGCGAUGGCGAUGGCGAUGGUGGCGUGAAGGUGCGGGAGUCACUGCUGCACCACCGCAGCACGCGGUUGGCGGUCGUGGACGAGCUGGAGGAGCUCAUGAUGUUCUUCACCCGCAGGAGCGACGAACUCGGCGGCGACCUCGAAAUGGCUGCAAUUGGCCUCUUCGAUUCUGCACACAAAUCCGUCCAGAACCAGUCCAAGGAGCAGAUGGGCGCCUUCAUGUCCGCUGUCACGCGCGUUCACACGCAGCUGACGGGCGAGCGGGUGCAACAGCUGCUCAUGAUCAAGUCCUCAUCACGAUAUGUGCAGCGUCUUGCUGACGAAUUGCGGCAGAAGCUUGAGCUCGCCGACCGCGCACUGCGAAAGACGGAGGACUUUGAUCGCCAGCGUGCCGAGUGUCGCACCAUCGUCCACAACUCCAGCGAGCAGACAGACAAGUACAGGCAACGCAUCCGCACCCUCAAGAAACACGUGGAACAGAGCAUCAGCAAACUCUACAGCAAUCGCCCCGUGCACAUUGUUGGCGAUAUCAACGCCAUCUAGCCAUACUGUGGGUGUGUGUGUGUGUGUGUGUGUGUUUGUGUGUUUGUGGGUGUGUUUGUGGGUGUGGGUGCGUGGGUGCGUGUGGCUUCAUUCUUGCUUCAUGCUUGCUUCGUGCUUGCUUCAUACUUGCUUUAUGCUUGCUUGCAUGCAUAGGGCACUCACUGCACGCACGUGCAAACGUGUGAACAGUUGGCUUGUUGUGUUUCCAUUGCGACUGCUACGCACUUUCUCUGUGUAAUUGUGAUUGUCGCGCCAUAGGAGAAGAGGCACACUUCUCAAUGAAAUGGAACGAGAGCGAAACCAAACCAACCGAACCCAGGCAAUGGCGUUGGCGAAAGUAACAAACAAAGGCAGCUGAGAAGCAAGCAACAAGCAAGCAAACAGGCAAGCGAAGCACAAUGAAUAAUGAACGACGA